Messenger RNA from Entrophospora sp. SA101, 1737 nucleotides. The record is from the annotation of a GenBank genome assembly. Lineage: Eukaryota; Fungi; Glomeromycota; Glomeromycetes; Entrophosporales; Entrophosporaceae.
AUGGAAGAAAAAAACGCAGAAAAUAUUACUUUGAUUCUUAAAGAAAUUCAAGAAUUAAAAUCAACUACAUUAAGCAUUUUGCCAAAACUUCAAUCAGAUAUUAAUCAAUUAACUGAAAAUUUUGAGAACUUGGUGGUCGAUGAGAAUAAUAAUGAUUUGAUUAUGAUUUCUAACAACAACGAUGAUUAUAUUGAAGAGGAACCUAUUAAAAAUUAUCCUGAUGAAUCAUUAACAUCUGGUGAUGAAAGCGAAUCCAGAGAUUUUAAAAAAUCUAACCAAAUUGCUGCAAAUAUACCAAGAUCAUUAUCCAAUAGAUUACGAACUCCAUUUCGUCAAAACUUUAGAAUUUCCUCUAAGCUUCAAAAUCGAAGAGGAGAUGCUAUUGGUUCUACUACAACGGAAAACAUGAGUAAACAACAACAAAAACAAAAAUCUUUGCAAGCAAUAACAGCCAACAAUAAACGUGAUAAUCAACGUGAAAAGUUAAAAGAUAAUUGGGAAGUUUCGACAGCUGUGACUACUUUUGAUGAAAUGAAACUUAAACCAGAAGUAUUGAAUGGAAUUCGCGAAUUAAAUAUUGCAAAACCUACACCUUUGCAACAACGAGGAAUAACUGCAUUGCUGACACGUAAAGAUUGCGUAAUUCAAGUUCCACGGUGUGAAGAGCGUGCUUUAACAUAUUUGACUGCUAUCCUUGAACAAAUUGAACCCGAGGAAAAAAUUUGUCAAGCCGUUGUUAUCAUUCAUCUUAAAGAUCUCUGUUAUGUUAUUCAAGAUUUUCUUAGUAUUCUUGGAAAAGAAUUACAACUUUCUUGCUUCACGUGUGUUGGUGGAUUUCCAUUAAGAAAAGACAUCGAAAGAUUAAUGAAUAGUCCACAAAUUAUUAUUGCUACCCCAGGCAGAUUGAUUGAUUUAAUAAGUCAAAGAAGAAUCGAUUUUUCGGGAGUGAAAACGGUAGUGGUCGAAGAUUCUUGUAUCAUGUUCAACAGUACAUUUCGAUCACAAACCUUUGACAUAAUUUUUCGGCUUGCAAGAAGAUAUGAUACUGAUGAUCGUCAAAGAGUUCAGCGUGUCCUAAUGACCACGGCAACAACUUUUACCUUGGCAGACAUUAAAAAUAGAAUUUUACAAGAACCACAUAUUGUUAUUGAUGACUCGUCACAUAUUAAAGAUGGUGGUAAUGAUGAAAUUAGCGGUGAUGACAGUGGUGGAAGUAGUGGUGAAAAUGACGACAUGGAUGAUAAUAGACAAUUAUCGUCAUCUCCAUUACCAUCUUCAUCAAAAACAACAAUGUCUUCAUCUAAUGCAUCAACGUCAAUCAUUAUAUUCUGUGAUAAUAGCGAUCGAGUCAAUUGGUUGUUCAAUAAAUUAGGCAAUUUUCACGAUAAGUUUAAUAUUUUUGCUUUGCAUUUAUCUACAGAACAAUUAGAAAGACACGAAAUUAUCAAAUCGUUCUGGAACAAAAAAUCGACAAAAUCAUCAAUUACAAUUACUUUAGAUUGUUUUGCUUCGGUAUUGGCCUUUUAUCCAGUUAAAUAUUGCAUACAAUUUGAUUUGCCUUUUAAAAAGGAAAACUAUCAAGAUAGAAUAUGUUGUUGCGGCGGAUAUGGAGUAAAAGGAAUUAAUGUUAAUAUCAUUAAUAAACAACAAAUGUACGAUCUUGAUACUUUGGAACGUUAUUAUAAAGUACAAAGUAAUAAAUUACCUAGUAAUGCCGAACCUUUUGGUAUCAUUUGA